Messenger RNA from Naegleria gruberi, 1806 nucleotides. RefSeq lists its product as uncharacterized. The transcript is spliced from 3 exons. Bases 1 to 1806 code for a protein of 601 amino acids. NCBI's taxonomy places the organism in Eukaryota, Heterolobosea, Eutetramitea, Acrasida, Naegleriidae. The record is from RefSeq and is a predicted model, not a curated record.
AUGUCGACAAGUAAACAACAACUACAAAAAUCGUCAUCAAAACAAGAAUUAAAAUCAAAGGAGAUCAUCAAAAAAAAGGAAUUGGAUGAAGAGAAUAGUAGCGGAGACGAAACUCCUCCAAAUAUUGAGGAUUUAGGAAACAACAAACCAUCAUCCUAUGCCAAGUUGGAUAAACUUGCAAUGGAAGGCUCUCCAGAUGUAAAUAAAUCUCUCCUAGAGGAGCUUGAAGCAAAGGAGAGUGAAAUACGAGAUUUAAAAGAAGUUGUGGAAGAGUUGAGGAAUACAAACCGAGAAGUAGAAGCUUUGUUUUUGGAUGUUCUUACUCAACAGGUACAACAAUUACAACAAUCGAGUCGAUCAAUAACAGUCACAAAUAAUAACAAUCUGAGACAUUUUAGUUCUAAGGUGAGGGAAAACUUAAAUGAAACCAAUUCAGGAUCUGUGGAAGAAGAGGACGGAGAGGAUGAAACAAUGAAAUUACUUAAACAAUUUAAAGAAAGGGCUGCAACUUAUGAGAAACGAAUGAAAAUGCUUAGAGAGCAAGGAGAAAAGCACAAGAAUGAAAAUUUGAAACUGAGAGCUCUUAUUCAAAAAGAAGUUGGUGAUGACUUGUCGAUUGAUUCACUUCUUACCAAUAGCGACGGGUUUAGAGGAAGAGCUCAACAAAUUUAUUUACUUAAAAAUAAGGUCAAGGAUCUCCAAAAGAAGUUAGAAUCACAAACAAUCUCUUCUCCUACAAUUUCAAAUAUUCCAAGUCCUCUCUCAUCAACAAUUAAUAGUAUAUCUCCUCAAUCAGUCUCUGCCAAUGAAAACAGCUCCAUUUCAACACUAUCUACUGUUUCUGUGGAUGAGAGGCAAAGAAAAGCAAUUGAAAAACUUGAACAAGAAAGAAGGAAUGAAGUUGUCGAUUUGAAAAAAGAAAUUACUGAAAAAGUGGAAGAAAUCAAAGCUGUCAAGAAUAAGUUGGAUGCAUCUGUGGCUAGAAACAAAAUUUUAGAAAAGACCUACAAUGAGAUUAAGGCCAAACAGGCCAGAAUGAUUGAGAAAUCCGAGAAUGACAACAAGCUUGUCGAUUUGUUGAAAGCAGAAAUUGACAAUUUAAAGAAAAGAAGGCCAAAAUCUGGAGCAUCUAUACCAUCUGCUCCACAAUUAGAGCAAGAAAUCAAAAGGCUGCCAAUUUCCAAUACCACACCGGAUGAGGAAUUAAGAUUAAAACUCACUAUUACAACUAUAGAAUUGGAAAAGUUGAAAGAACUUAAAAAAGUUACUGGAUCUAAAAUAACAGAGCUGGAGCAAAAGCUGAACGAGACUAAUGAAAUACUGAUGAAAGAACGAUUGCAAACUUCAGAACUGGAAAGAAAAUGUCAAUUCUUGAAAGGAGAAAGAAAUACGUUCGAUUAUCCUUCAACAUCACAACUCCAGGAAGAAAUAAUGCUCCUCAGAGAUGAAAAUGAAGCUCUUAAACUCACAAUUGAGCAUAGUAAACGAUCUAAGGAAGAGGAAAUCAGGACCUACCAAGAAAUUAUUGAAACACAGAAAAGAAAUUAUGAACAACACAUAACUGCACUCAAGGAUAAACUAGGAGAAUCUUCACAAUUAUCUUCGAGCUUUGAGCUACCAUCUAUUAGACAAAGAACUCCACCAAGAUUAGACCCAGAAGCACAACAAUCAGAAUUAGAAGAAGAACAGAAACGAUUACUUGAAGAAAAUGAUCAAUUGAAACGUCAAUUAGCAGAAAUCAAGAACAUGUAUAAUACACUAGCUUACUCUCAGCAACAACGAAAGAAAUUCACUCUCAAUAAAUAA